Messenger RNA from Chinchilla lanigera (long-tailed chinchilla), 5315 nucleotides. It is a transcript of the gene Pax7, whose product is annotated as paired box 7. Gene Ontology annotation, molecular function: DNA-binding transcription factor activity, RNA polymerase II-specific; RNA polymerase II cis-regulatory region sequence-specific DNA binding. Gene Ontology annotation, biological process: anatomical structure development; regulation of transcription by RNA polymerase II. The transcript has 9 exons. The record is from RefSeq and is a predicted model, not a curated record. NCBI's taxonomy places the organism in Eukaryota, Metazoa, Chordata, Mammalia, Rodentia, Chinchillidae. The coding region runs from base 89 to 1603 and encodes 504 amino acids.
AGAAGAAGGAAAGAAAGAUCGCAGCGGGAGGAAAGGGAGCGCCGGGAAGCGAUCUGCCCACUCCGGACCGUCGCCGGCGCGCGCAGGCAUGGCGGGCCUCCCCGGCGCGGUUCCGAGGAUGAUGCGGCCGGCUCCGGGGCAGAACUACCCCCGCACCGGCUUCCCCCUGGAAGUGUCCACCCCACUUGGACAAGGCCGGGUCAAUCAGCUUGGUGGGGUCUUCAUCAACGGGCGCCCCCUGCCUAACCACAUCCGCCAUAAGAUAGUGGAGAUGGCCCACCAUGGCAUCCGGCCCUGCGUCAUCUCCCGCCAGCUGCGUGUCUCGCACGGCUGCGUCUCCAAGAUUCUCUGCCGCUACCAGGAGACUGGGUCCAUCAGGCCUGGAGCCAUCGGAGGCAGCAAGCCCAGACAGGUGGCGACUCCGGAUGUGGAGAAAAAGAUCGAGGAGUACAAGAGGGAAAACCCGGGCAUGUUCAGCUGGGAGAUCCGGGACCGGCUGCUGAAGGAUGGCCACUGCGACCGCAGCACGGUGCCCUCAGGUUUAGUGAGUUCGAUUAGCCGAGUGCUCAGAAUCAAGUUCGGGAAGAAAGAGGAGGACGACGAAGUGGACAAGAAGGAGGAGGACGGCGAGAAAAAGGCCAAACAUAGCAUCGAUGGCAUCUUGGGCGACAAAGGGAACCGGCUGGACGAGGGCUCAGAUGUGGAGUCAGAACCCGACCUCCCACUGAAGCGGAAGCAGCGCCGCAGUCGGACCACGUUCACAGCCGAGCAGCUGGAGGAGCUGGAGAAGGCGUUCGAGAGGACCCACUACCCGGACAUCUACACCCGCGAGGAGCUGGCGCAGAGGACCAAGCUGACUGAGGCGCGCGUCCAGGUCUGGUUCAGUAACCGCCGCGCCCGUUGGCGCAAGCAGGCAGGAGCCAACCAGCUGGCAGCGUUCAACCACCUUCUGCCAGGAGGCUUCCCGCCCACUGGCAUGCCCACGCUGCCCCCCUAUCAGCUGCCAGACUCCACCUACCCCACCACCACCAUCUCCCAAGACGGGGGCAGCACCGUGCACCGGCCCCAGCCCCUCCCGCCAUCCACCAUGCAUCAGGGUGGGUUGGCUGCGGCCGCUGCGGCUGCGGACACCAGCUCUGCCUACGGAGCCCGUCACAGCUUCUCCAGCUACUCCGACAGCUUCAUGAAUCCGGGGGCCCCUUCCAACCACAUGAACCCCGUCAGCAACGGCCUGUCUCCUCAGGUUAUGAGCAUCUUGAGCAACCCCAGCGCGGUGGCGCCGCAGCCGCAGGCCGACUUCUCCAUCUCCCCGCUGCACGGAGGCCUGGACUCGGCCUCCUCUCUCUCGGCCAGCUGCCAGCGGGCCGACUCCAUCAAGUCAGGAGACAGCCUGCCCACGUCCCAGUCCUACUGCCCGCCCACCUACAGCACCACUGGCUACAGCGUGGACCCCGUGGCUGGCUACCAGUACGGCCAAUACGGCCAGACUGCUGUUGAUUACCUGGCCAAAAACGUGAGCCUGUCCACACAGCGUCGCAUGAAGCUUGGGGAGCACUCCACCGUGCUGGGACUCCUGCCUGUGGAAACUGGCCAGGCCUACUAGGGUGCCUGGGGCGACUUGCCCCAGCCCAAGCCCCGGCCCAGCCCGUCCUGACCCCUGAGCCUCCCCACCUCAGUCCCCUCAUCCCCUGGGGUCACAGGAGGCCAGGAAAGGUGCCCAUCCCUUCUCAGUGGCAGCCCUCUGGAGAUGUGCAGCCAGCCUGUCACCCACCUGUGGUUAGGGACCCUGCGUGGCCCCCUCAGAGUCUGCCCGCUUCCUCCCCUGGUAGUUCCCAGCCAGCCCACAGUGCUCCCCAAUCAAGCCUGCCAACGGGGAGGGCAGUGCUAUCUCAGGAGGCCGAGGCUCCCCCUGAACAGAGCACCUUACACCCCGAGAAGACAGUGGCUGAGAUGAGGUCCCGGAGCCCUUUGGCCCCAGGUCCUGGGUGUGUGCUGGCCAGAAAAGUAGGUGAAGCUCAGAGUAGCUCUCAGCUGUAUGUGCUGGGAGCCACCUGCAAGGUGAGCCCCUGGCUGAGCCCUAGAACCACAACCUUCUGCUCCACUGGACACUGGGGCUCCAGUAGACAGGAGACCCUGAUCUUCUCAGGCGGUAGGCAGGGUACCAGUCACAGCUCCACCCAGGAGUUUGGAACACAACCUUCCCCCUACAUCCUUACUGGGAAGAGAUUGACCCAUGUGGGGCCCUGGGCUGUGUGGGGGGGGGGGCUGCUGGGCAGGGUGCUGGCGCAGGGUACCAGGACUCAGCUCAGGCCUCUAAACCCAAUUCCAGCCUUGCCCACCACAGGCAGAGACUGGGGAGCCCAGAGACCCCUGUGUUGCCCUCUUAGCUGGGUCAGAUGAGGUGGGAAGGGGCGGUCUUGGGGCUACAGGAGGAAGAGGCACAAGGCGGGCUCAGAGGGGCUUUUGUGUGCUUGUGGGUGGCCAGCCCUUGAGGCCAAGGGUUCACCCCAUGACCUUCCAGUUCUCAGCCCUGGAAUUAAAUUCUGCACAAAGCCUCCAACAGGCGCCAAGCCCCGCGCCCUGGGAAGGGACCACCGUCUCCCCUCCGGUCCGUGGGUGCUGCUGAAGCUCAGAGAGCUUCCUCUGGAGCUCUGGAGGAGGCUUCUUGGACUCCCAGAUAGACUCCUGUAUCUCCUUGGCAUUUUGGUGGGAGCGUGUCCCUGUCCCACCCAGAGUGACAUCUUUCAGGGUCGACUCACUUGGCCAAGAGGCCUCGGUCUCCUUCACGAGCUGGGGGACACAUGGCCGGUUUUCAAGCCACCAUCCCUGGACAGAGGAAAAUGCCAAAGGCUCUAGAGAAGAGGAGAAAGGCACCUUCCCUAACCACCCAGUGGUUUCCUCAAGCACCGCUCUCUUGACAGCUGGGACCUUUCGGGGGCAAUUCGAGCCCUUCAUCCUCCUCCCUUGGAACUCUUCGCCACCUUCGCUUGUUUCUCACGACUGUAUCCAUCUUCACCCUCCCCAUCACAUCAUCUGUGCUUGGAUCACCUUUACAAGUGCUGCUGGGUACGGGAACUUGUAAGGGAGACACAGCCCUGAAUCCACAAACAUUGGGCCCAGUUGCUCGUCUCCAGCUGGGCUUGUAAGGCCUCCUUUGCUCAGUCCAUGCUCCUGGCCCUCAGCCAGCAAGACAUUCCUAGAGGGAAGGGCUCUGCCUUGGGAGCUAAUCUGGAUCCUUCCUCUUGGCAAGAUGCUUAGAACAUCUCCAAGGAUGUCGACUGUGUGACAAAUGUUCACCUGUUUCCAUCUGCAAACCUAGUCACCUCAAGCCAAUCUCAGGCCACGAGCAGGCUGGCUUGUACCUGUUGUUAAGGGAAACCUAUUAAUAACUAGGGACAAAUAGACUGUCUGGUAGCAGCAGGCAGCCAGACAGAUGUGUCCCAUCAAGGGCAGCCAAGGUUUCAACUGGAGUGUCCAGUGCAAGAGACUGUGGUUUCUUCAAGCUCUGGACGGAAGGGGCGAUCAUGUUGUUCCCUUGGAAACUUAGUCCAUGCUUUUGUAGCUAUCACAGCCCAAAAAGCAGUUCUUCCAGAAGACCAACCGCAUCUUCAUCCACAUUCCUUGAAGGGUCACUCUUUCCCCCUGGAGGCCUGGCUCGGGAUAUGCCUGAGUCUCUUUCUACUUUCUGUGACUCAAGAGCAGGAAUCUCAGGCAGGUGACAUCAAAACUGUCUCACCCAUCCAGGAGGUAGCAUUCCAAAACUAGGACCAAUCUCAGUGACCUGAUGCCCACCCCGACCCCCCUGAUGAAAUGGAACGAAGAUCUGCUUGGGAAUAAACCAAAUGAUUCUCACUACAUCUAACACCUCGGAAGCUGUCUCAAGCCACCAUCUUGAUACAAAAUGGGACUUAUUUUCUCUGGGGUCCUUGACCCGAAAACCUUUCCCUUAAAAGCCCUGUAUUCAUGUGUCUAUCCAACUCAAGUCUAUAAAACUCAGCCUUGUGUUAGUAGCUCACAACUUCACCAGAGAGAUGAUGUUAAUUGAACCAGAGGCACAAGGCUUCCAUCUCUUUGGGGUUUGUCAGCAGCAGCCCCCCAUCCCUGUAAAUAGAGUUCAUAGCAACAUAAGAGAUUUCUUCUCCAAUUUAUCCCGAGUAGCUACUGGUCCUACCUAUGGGGGCCCCUCUUCUAAGCUCAUUGUACAUUAGUUGGAAAUGUGGUGAUGUGCUGUUUGUUUAUAGGAAGUUGACUUUUUAUAUAUAAAUAUAUAUACUAAAAAAAAGAAAGAAACCCCCACAGUGUGUGUCGUGCUAGUGCCAGGGACCAUCUGUAGGGAUAUAUCUGCAUAUUGUGUGUUUCAGAUUAUACAUUCCGGGCUCUCCUGGAGUCUUCCAAUUUUUGUUGCUUUGUUCUUUCUUUGGUAUCUCUGUUGCUAUGAAAAAGAAAAAGUGACGUGUAAGAACCAAGCUAUGCUUUUAUACUCUUCUUUUUUACUUGAUUCACCUUUGCUGUUCUUUUGCCAGAGGAACGUUAAAGAGUAGAGGAAACAGAAAUAAGGGAAUAAGAGAGAAGGAGAGAAGAAUGAAAGGUUUUCCCAGAAGGCAAAUGAAAAGGUCUGAUUGCCAACCUGACUAUGGCUGGAGAACAGGACAGAUCCUGACUUGGAGGCCUCCACCAGCAUCUGUUGUUGGCAUGGAUGGAGCUGGUGAGACAUUCUGAGAUUUGGACCCACGACCUUGGUGGGAAACUCCAUGACUGCCAUCUAAAAAAACUACAUCUGGAUACUCUCUCAGGCCUGAUGUUCUCACCCAGUUCCUGAAUAUGUGUUUCCUACAUUUUGGGGGCCCACAGGUCUUCUUCCCUCCCCUCCUACAGAAGAACCAAACCAAGACCAAAUGGAGGUAUUCCAGCCGCCAUCUUGAAAUGCUCCAAGACAUCUGUGUAUUUAAUGCUUCUUCUCUCAGCUCUGACAUGGCCAAUCCAAUCCCAACCCCGACCCAACCUGGGAAAUAUACUCACAUAGUGCUCUAGAUCAUUCCUUCUUCCUAGUAACGACAAUGUCGUUGCUUCUGGGUUUGACUCACAGCCAUUUUCCUCCACGCGGAAGAGAGUGUAUGUGUGUGUGUGUGUGAGGGUGUGAGUGGGGUGUGUGCGUGUGGGCGUGUGUUUAAAUAUAAUCACAUCAUAAUUUAUUCAGCUAUAUGGAGUAGUAGACUAGAAAGAGAAACUGGUAUUUGCUUUAACUACCUGCUGCUUGUAAGCGCUGCCUCUGUAACUCAGGCAUAACUGUUAUACAUUAAAAGAAAUUAAAAGCA